AGAGUAUGUCGGCACACAAACAACGUGGAGACUCCAACCAACUCAUAUUAGUGUGCGAGUCUAUAAAAAGCCACGCAAUGACAGAAUUUAUUAACUUGUGGAGAGAGAAAAAUAGAGGAUUCAAAGAACUCACACCUCAAGAAGUCAUCAAAAUCAGACCCUCUGUCCAAACUGGAAUGCGAAGUGUUUUCAUAAUGGACGAGCUAGAAGGCGAAGCGUAUGAUUACAUUCUGAAUGUACUCCAAAGCAGAAUAAUUUGCCCCGUAGCUUGUUUGAUGGCAACUAGAAACGCACUUAAACUCCAUAGUAUUGGUGGCAAGGUUCUAGUGUCUGUUUCUAUGCACAACGUCACAGCAUGCUGCACAGAUGUGGCUUUCGAAACCCGUAAUGAAGUUCGAAAACUAGUCGAGUUGAUGGGUGGGAAGUAUAGUGGGGAUUUGAACACUAGUACAACACAUUUGAUUUGUAGUUCAGUUGGAACUAAAAAGUACAUAGUUGCAACUCAAAUGAAAAUUCCGAUUUUGACGCCGCAAUGGGUCACAACUGCGUUUGAACUUCGAAAAAGGCAAAAGCUGGCAACAGAUGAAGCGUUUAUGAAGGAGUUUAAAGUUCCGAUUUUUGCUGGCUGUGUGAUUUGUGUUAGUGGACUUCCAAUGGCCGAUCGAAAAUUAGUUGAGCAAGCUGUUGUGAGUAAUGGAGGUAAGUACAGCGCAGAUUUGAAGUCAGAUUACGUUACACAUCUAAUCGCCACUGAAGCGGCUUCUAAUCAGCAGAAGUUAAUAUAUGCGCGAAAAUGGAAACUUCCUGUUUUAACCCAGCGAUGGCUGCCAGAUUGUCUGGAAAAAGGAUACUUUUGUGACCCAAAUUUGUAUAAAUUCAACAUGGAUUUAGUUCCGAAGGAAACAGCUGACGUCUCGUUUGACACAAGUCGGGGAGUGCUGAGUCGGUCUAACUCAUUUAUUACGAGUCAGUUGCCGAGUUCGUUUGAAGCGAAUGAUGUUUUGAAUUUCUGCAAGGCUCACAUAAUUGGACUUGACAGUACAGAAUCGGCUGCAAUUGAAGAAAUAAUGCAAAAGUGCGGCGCAACUGUUUACAAAACAUAUCAGCAUGGAGUUACCCAUGUGAUAUGUGACAAACUGCCUUCAAGUGAGUUCCUAUACAAAACUGCGUCAGACGAUAUCCACUUCGUCACACCAAAUUGGAUCAUCAAUUGCUGCACGUCACAGCGUCUUGUCCCAAUUGACGAAUUUGAGCUGAAACGGCCCAUCGAAGACAAUUUGGAAUCACCUUUUCCAAGGAAAAAAUCUGUCGGCCCGAUGAGCACUUUGUCUCAAAAUGCGAUCAACAAUAGUCGAAAUGUUGCGAAGAGACAGAGUUCGUGUUUUGGAGGUACAGGGCAGCAGAUCGACGAUGAAAUAAGCCGAAGUUAUCUUGACAUUGAAAACUUGUUUGACUUGAAAUCUGUGUUAAACACAGUUAAUGCUUUCUUGCACAAUUCUCUAUCUGAUGCAAUCAGAAUAAAAAUGUCAGGUCUAUUGUCAGAGUUAGGAGCUAGUAUUUCCAAUAAUUUGAAUGAAAUGUGUACUCAUUGCUUUGUAGAAGAUUCGACUAUCGCUGAAGACCAUCAAGAUGUUGAAAAAACUGACCAGUUGAAUAUCAAAUUAGUCAGCAUUGAUUGGGCUCAAGAGUGCAAAGAAAAAAGAAGUCUAAUAGGCGAAGAAAGUUUUCGGCCUAAAUUGCUACCUGCUGCUCCGAAACCCCAGCCCACAAUUAGAGCUACAACCCGGACGACCAGGAGUAAAAACUUGAAAACCCUAAAUCUGGAACCCAUGCCUAUACCACCUGAAGAAGACGCAUCAUUUCCAAUAAAUGAAAACAAUAUCGGGCGAAAUUCCCAAAAUACCAGUUUGUCAUCGACGCCAUCUAAACUCAGUUUUGAUUUGCGAGGAUCUUUGGCUAAACUGAAGGAAGGAUCCACCCCUAAUUCUCUACAGAAAGUCGCGUCAGCUUCGAGCUCGAACCGUGGUAAAUCGAAAUUGGCUGAAGAUCCCGGAUCAAACGCAAGAAAUGAUAUGAAAAGUGAAGGUCUGUCGGCCAAACUGUCGACAAACCUGCUGUCUAAAUUUCAAAAACCUGCCGAUCACUACAUUGAGUGCUCACAGAGUGUCCAAAUUGGCUGGGAGGCCGAAUCUAAUUCUUUUGGAAACAAUCCAAUGGACAAUAUUGAAAACAUGGAUCAAAAUGCAAAAUCAGAACGAAGCUGUUUGACUCCUAAAUCGCUUCAGAAAGUGAGAGUGUUUCAGAUAACGAGUAUAGAAAGAGACCAAAGGCCUUACUUGGAGAACAUGAUUGAAAAUUUGGGCGCCAAAGUGAUAGCUGAUUCUUCAUCUUUCGACCCGACAGCAACUCAUUUACUAUGCAAAGCUCCACUGAAGAGUGAGAAAUACAUGGCCUCGGUGGCGAAGGGUCUCUGGGUUCUGAGCUGCAGUUACCUUGAAGAGUCGACAAAAGCGGGCAGGUUUUUGAACGAGGAGGAUUUCGAAUGGGGUAGUGAGAAAUUAGGCUUCGCUUCUAUUCAGACUAAAGUACACAAUGUAGCUAGAGCUGCAAAACGGUGGAGGGUUUUAGUAGGUCAAAAUGGGAUCUACUCAGGGGGUGCUUACUCGUCUUGGAAAGUUCUGUUCCACACAAGUAAAGCCAAAACUAAAGGCUUGGCUGCUAUUUUGAACGCAGGAGGCGCUGAAAUAUUACACGAGCAGCCCCCGUUUGUGAAUAUAACAGGAGCAACCCACGCGUUUAUUGAGCCAAAUCGAGUCGACAUGAGUUUGGUGAGUUGUGCGCAGUUGACUGCAAACGGAGUGGAAUGCUUUAAAAACGAGUACAUAGCGGACUACUUAAUUUUAGAGGAAUUGGAUAAGAGUGCAUACCUCGUGAAGGAUGCGCCGGAAGUCUCGGAACCGACAGCCAAACGCAUUAAAGUAUUUUAAAUUAACUGAUAGUAUUUCAGUCUGUAUUUUGUUCGUUUUGAAUUUUGUCUUUGAUCAAUUACCUUUUUUGCAGCAAAUUUAGAUUAAUAUUUG
Molecule: messenger RNA, 3080 nt
Organism: Symsagittifera roscoffensis
Lineage: Eukaryota; Metazoa; Xenacoelomorpha; Acoela; Convolutidae
Product: DNA topoisomerase 2-binding protein 1-like
Exons: 2
Coding region: 6-2987 (993 amino acids)
Biological process (GO): mitotic G2 DNA damage checkpoint signaling; DNA replication initiation; mitotic DNA replication checkpoint signaling
Source: RefSeq, a predicted model, not a curated record